Messenger RNA from Megachile rotundata (alfalfa leafcutting bee), 3286 nucleotides. Its product is annotated as putative G-protein coupled receptor Mth-like 3. Gene Ontology annotation, cellular component: plasma membrane. Gene Ontology annotation, biological process: cell surface receptor signaling pathway; G protein-coupled receptor signaling pathway. Gene Ontology annotation, molecular function: G protein-coupled peptide receptor activity. Lineage: Eukaryota; Metazoa; Arthropoda; Insecta; Hymenoptera; Megachilidae. The record is from RefSeq and is a predicted model, not a curated record.
UUAAUAUACAUAUAUCGCUUUACAGUGUGACUAAGUCGACACGCAAUAUUUGAAAUAUUUUAGAAGAAAUUGGAAAUAUUAAAAAUACUUUUAUAAAAAUUUCCCAAAAUAUUUUGAACUGAACACGAUAUACUAUUCGAUAUAAUCGAGUUGCGUCUCGAUUGAACAAUCGAUUCAACGCGAUCAAUUUAAAAUAUACUACAAACUAGCUUUCCAACGAAUUCGCUGUAUUUAUAAUCGAACGAAAUAUAAAAAAUUGGCGAAACACGUGCAGAUUCAAUGACGGAACGCAUCUGUACACGUGGCCAUGGCAAAUUGUUUCGAAAUCGAAGUGAACAAAAUCUAUAAAGCAAUAAACGUAGCGGUUUCGCUUAGAUCUAUGCAACGGUAAAAAACGUUCGAUCGUUCGAUGAAAGAAAACAUUGAUGAAGGGAAAGUUCUCGAGUGAAGUGCUGCGCUCUAGUUACCGAUCGUAACCUUAUCAAGAUCGAUGGACGGUACAUAGUACCGUGCGUACAUAGGCGCGAAUGGUGAGAAAAUCAGCAAGGGUAGAUGGUCGAUGAGAAGGAAGCUAUAUCUCGUAAUAGUGUUGGGUGGCGUUCGCGCGGCAUCAGGCACGCGGUAAUGUAACGAACAAUCGAAAAAUUCGGAGGGCAGUCGUUCGUGAGCUUCACGAUUCAUCGCGUCGACAAUAAUUUUUCAAACGCAAGUUUAAGAUAAACAGUUUACGAAUAAAAAAAAAAGGAUAAUAGGUGCGAACGUGAUCGCGUAGUAAACAAUCAUGUUAACUCGUAUAAUUUGGUUGGUUAUGAUCGGUUGGUCGAGUGGGAUCGAAGGGAAGCGGAUCGACACGAUAGAGGAGUCAUUUUGCCGCCCGUUUCCUAGCAAAGUUUUGGAAGGACAUAAAAUUAGCAGGCUCGACAAUGGAAGUUUAGUGCACGACCGGUUGGUGUAUCCGGCGAAUUCUUAUCGGGUGGUCGGAAAUGAGACUUACGGAUGCGUGUGUAAUAUACGACUUUGCUUGAGGAAGUGUUGCAGACGAGAUGAGAUUUUGGGAACAAGCAUUCGACCAAAUUGUACUCGAUUAACGAAUGGUCAGCUCGCACCGGAUCUUAAGCUUGAACAGCGCCAAUUAACCACCGAGAUCCAAGGAAUAUCCGGUUUAAGCGAUUUGUUCGUUCUCGUCGAGGAUAUGCAGUGUCCUGAGGGCACGGGCAAGUUUCUGCUUCAGCCGGAACUCUACAAUGACGACGCAUUCGUUCUAUUGGCGAACGGCACCCUUCAAAUGACUACGAACAAAUUUGCAGCAUGGACUUACUGUUUCGACUGGAAAGAGUCUUUCGAGAAAAUCGUCGCUAUAGUAUGUCUGUCGAAUUUUCCUCCUUCCAAAGACGAAAUACGGCAAAAAUCUUACAAUAUCGGCGUGAUAGUCUCCAUCCCGUUUUUCUUCAUCACUUUCCUCGUGUAUGCAAUCAUUCCAGAAUUGAGAAACCUCUACGGAAAAACACUGAUGUGUUACGUAGCUUCUCUCGUGGUAGCGUACACCUUCUUCAUAUUGACCACCAUCUCCUCCAACUUGCCCUUCACCAUAUGCUGUACGAUAGCUUUCAUCAUCCACUUUUCCUUCCUGGCCAGCUUUUUUUGGCUGAACGUCAUGUGUUUCGACAUUUGGUGGACAUUUGGAGGUUUCCGCUCGCUGCAGGGCAGCAUGAUCCAAAGGGAACGCAAGAAAUUUUGCAUAUACUCCAUCUAUGCUUGGGGCUGUGCAUUACUGCUUACCGGAGUUUGCAUUCUUAUGGACUUCCUUCCGAAUAUUCCGGAACACUUUGUCAAACCAGAAUUUGGGGUACAAAGUUGCUGGUUCAACACAAAUAAGGCAAAGGCUAUCUAUUUUUACGGACCUAUGGGCGUCACUGUUGUAUGCAACAUAUGCCUUUUCAUUUCGACGGCGUUGAAGAUCGUGCGACACAAAAAGGACACGGCUCAUCAUUUGAAAGGCACCGACAGCAGACGUCACGACGACAAUAAGCAAUGGUUCAAUCUAUAUCUGAAGCUGUUCAUCGUGAUGGGUAUUAAUUGGUCGAUGGAAAUAGUGUCAUGGCUGUGCAACAAUUCACCGGCAUACAUUUGGUACCUGACGGAUCUUACCAACACCUUGCAGGGUGUAAUUAUCUUCUUGAUUUUCGUGUGGAAAGAUAAAAUCAGACGGCUACUCUUGAAACGACUCGGUUGUCAUGGAAACAACAUUCUGUCAAGAAACUCUACCCGCAGCGCGUAUCACAGCUCCACUUCUCGUACUACUUGUACAUCGGCAGCACCACUGCAACAGAAGAUUAUACCCUACUCAAGCGAUCCCACCUCACGGAACAAGACACCGUUCGUUGAUAACGACGAUUCCGUUUAAAACAGCCGAUAAAUCACCUUCGAUCGUUUACGCGGUUCAUUACAUUUUAUACGAUUAAUCGCGAAACGCGAUUACAUAUAUACUUUACGAGUAUUCUUUUUUUCAUCGAAAAGAACAAUCGACUCGAUUGUUGGUACGCAUAGCAUACCAAUGCACGCGUUCGUAAUCGACGAUAAAACGAAUACGAGACGCAGAUGGUUGCUCCUAAUAUUUCACGGAAACGUAUCUACUUACGUAAAUACGUUUAUCUAUCUAGUCAUCGAUGGGUUAUCAUUACAAUUUAAUUUCGCGUUGUCGAUUCGAUAUACGAGGAAGAAUAUUUUUUACCAGUUUCAUCAUUUUAUUUGUAAGGAAACGUAUCGCUAAAUAUAUCGACAGGAAUAACGCUGAAUAAGUGAGGAUGUUUUUUCUUACUACGAAAUACUGAAACUUUGUGGUGUUCAAAGUUUGUCGAAUUAUGCUUAUUGCAAAGGAAAUGACGAAAAUGCGUGCCAUCGUGUAUCUUAAGAUCUAUGUUAUUCGCUAUUUUUACGAUGUCAAGUAUUUGAAAAUUUUGUACAUUUUUCUUAUGUAUUUAAUUUGCAUACGCAAGUGCCCACGCACGCACACAGACACAUACACACGCACGCGUACACGCACACAUACAAUACAUGUAUUUUAUUAUAAAGAGAUAUUAAAAUAUAGUACAAAAUAAUCAAUGUUCAACGUAAUACUAUUAUAUGCAUGUAAUUCAUCUAUCAAUCAAAAGUUAUGUAUUUGAAGACCCGCGGUCGUAAAAGUAACGCAACGCCUAUGUGUAGAUUAUUCGAUAAAAAACUUGUAUUCUACUAGUACACUUCAAGGGAAAAAGAAGGAAAAGACUGUUCAUCCCUGUAAACACAA